Chlorella variabilis is the source of this 1776-nucleotide messenger RNA. RefSeq lists its product as hypothetical. Gene Ontology annotation, molecular function: molybdate ion transmembrane transporter activity. The transcript has 12 exons. The coding region runs from base 1 to 1776 and encodes 591 amino acids. The record is from RefSeq and is a predicted model, not a curated record. Gene Ontology annotation, biological process: molybdate ion transport. NCBI's taxonomy places the organism in Eukaryota, Viridiplantae, Chlorophyta, Trebouxiophyceae, Chlorellales, Chlorellaceae.
AUGGGAGGCUCCCGCCGCCCCUGGCACCGCGCCCAGGCCGCCGCCCGCUCCGCCUGGCAGCAGCUGACCCUGGCCGAGGCCAGCGGCGCCAUGGGCGACCUCGGCACCCUGCUGCCGCUCCUGGUGGGGCUGGUCAAGGAUGCUGGCCUCGACCUAGGCACCACCCUCAUCUUCACAGGCCAGCCACUGCCGCUUGCAAACAGUCUGUACAAUGUUGCCACGGGCAUCGCCUUUGGCAUCCCCAUGCCCGUGCAGCCCAUGAAGACGAUAGCGGCUGUGGCCCUGAGCCAGUCCCCGCUGACCGUGCCGCAGAUCAUGGCUGCCGGCAUCUUUGUCAGCGGCUGCGUGCUGGUGCUGGGCGCCACCCGCAUGUUUGGCCUGGUCAACAGGCUCAUCCCCAGGGCUGUGAUCCACGGCAUGCAGCUGGGCCUGGGGCUGGAGCUGGCCAAGAAGGGCUGGCAGCUGGUGUGGUAUGCCAAUGGCAAGGCCCCGCCUGCGCGGCAGUGGUGGGGGCCUGAAGGCCUUUUCCUGGGCCUCUCUGCCCUCAUCUUCACUCUGCUCACCAUCUAUCCACGGGAGCAGCAGGUGCAGCCGCAGGCGCAGCAGGUGCAGGAGGGGAGCGGCGAGGAGCAGGCAGCAUCUGGUGGGGACCACACAGCAUGUGUGGAGCAGCACGUAAGGGAUGGGUGCCUGCCCUUGGCAGCCAGGCCUGGCGGGCAGGCAGCAGAAGCUGGUGAUGCCGGAGGCAGCAGCGGCUACGGCGAUGCCGUUCUGCGGUGUGAUGACAGCGCUGAGCUGGCAGGCAAGGCCGGCUUCGAUCUGCACGGCACCUGGGCUGGGGACGGCAGCGGAGGGAGGGACGAGGCUGGAGACGCCGGGCUCUGCCACGCGAUGCUUGCCUUGCAGCGUCGGUUGGAGAGCGUGGGCAGCCGUGUGGAGCAUGGGCUGGGCGACAGCGCCGGCGCAGGCGCCGGCGGCAUCGCCUGCGGCACCGGGCGGCGCGGCGGCGCCUCCCGCGUGCCUGCAGCCCUGCUGCUGGUGGUCCUGGGCAUCCUGCUCACCCUAGCCUACCACCCAGAGGUGGUGGGGGUGCUGCGCCUGGGGCCCAGCUCCGUGCAAGCCCUGGUGCCCUCGGGAGAGGACUGGAAGAUUGGCAUCCUGCAGGCGGGCCUGCCCCAGCUGGCGCUGACGGGGCUGAACAGCGUGGUGGGCGUGUGCCAGCUGGCGGGGCAGCUCUUCCCGGACCGCCCCGCCUCGCCAGACAGAGUGGCCUUCAGCGUGGGGGCCAUGAACCUGGUGGGGUGCUGGUUUGGCGCCAUGCCCUGCUGCCACGGCGCGGGCGGCCUGGCUGCGCAGGCCCGGUUUGGCGCCACCACCGGCGCCGCCCCCGCCUUCCUGGGCCUGUGCAAGCUGGUCCUGGGCCUGCUGUUUGGCAGCUCGCUGCUUGCCCUGCUGCAAGCCUUCCCCUCGCCGCUGCUGGGCGCCAUGCUGACUUUUGCGGGCCUGGAGCUGGCUGCCUGCGCGUGGGGGCAGCGCGGCGAGCGCGGCGCCGCCGUGCUGCUGCUCACCGCCGCCGUCACCCUUGCCGCCACCAAUGUGGGGGUGGGCGUGCUGGCAGGCCUGGCAGCCGCCUACCUGCUUCUGGCAAGCGACAGCUGCUGGAGCGAGGAGGGCGGGCCUGGCGGGCGGCCGCGGGCGGCGGCAGCCUCGUGUAGCGGCAGCCCUGCGGCGCUGAGCAGGCGCGAGGCACGCCUGGCAACAGGAACAUUCUACUAA